UUCAGUUGUCACAUAUACUUCUUCUGUUAUGGCUGUCUUUAUGUUUGUUGUAUCAAUUUGUAUGUCAAUUAUCAAUUAACCCUUGUUAAUAAUGGCCUGGUGAUUAUUAAAAAGCAGAGCUUGGUGUGACUACUAUCGAUGUACAGUAUAGUGUAUGCGUGAAUAAUGGCUGCUGGCGGCGAAGAUCUGUGGCGCGAGUGCGCGUCCUGGCUCACAAGAUGUGGCUUAUUACGGCCCGAUCAUAAGUCAAAUUGGGACUCGAGUUCCAUACACGACCUGGCAUACACUCUACGAGAUGGUGUGCUUCUCUGUAAUCUGCUAAACGUGCUGCAUCCAGGAUGUGUCGAUAUGAAAGAUGUCAAUCAGCGCCCACAGAUGGCCCAGUUCCUUUGCAUGCGAAAUAUAAAAGUAUUUUUACGAACAUGCCAUGAAGUAUUUGAACUCAGAGAGACAGAUCUGUUCGACCCGUCUAUGUUAUUCGACUUGUCCAACUUUCAUAGAGUGUUGUGUACACUUGCGAAGCUCAGUCAGUGCCCAAAGGCAAUAGCGAGAAAUGUUCAACCAUUUUCUGCUAGAAGGACACAAUCUGAAGAGGAUAUUUACAGAGAUCUACAGGCCGUCGCAAACCAAGCGACGGAUUUACCGCCUCCCUACGAAGUGGUAUCGUACGAAGAGCACGCGAACGCUAUGGAGGUACCGUGGAUACAGUUCACGAUACCGAGCGUCACGUGCGAGGACCGAGUGGAGGAGAUAUACGAGGACCUCUGCUAUGUCAAGUUCACCUCCGACAUGCCUGAGCUAGCGACGUCGUCGCACAGCCUAGAAAAGAGGGACUAUGUUAUUAGAGAACUGGUCGACACGGAGUGCAAUUACGUGGACGUGCUUAGUAAAAUAAUUAAAUACUUCCUGAGGCCGCUGACGCCUUAUUUGAAACCUCAGGAUAUGCAAGUCAUAUUUUUUGGUGUCAAGGAUUUACACGAUAUUCACUCUGGAUUGUUGAGACAAUUGCGACUCGCGACCGAGAACUGCGUGCCGGGGAACGGUGCUCCGAGACUGGCAGACGUAUUCUUAGCGUGGAGGGAGAGGUUGCUUCUGUACGGAGACUACUGCUCCAAUCUCACUAAUGCCCAGGACACGCUCAAGACGCUCGACGCGAGAGACUCCACGUUCAGCAAGCAACUCGCAAAAUGUCAAAAGGAGCACAGCGACGGUCGCAUUCAGCUGCGAGACAUCCUCUCUGUGCCGAUGCAGAGAGUGCUCAAGUACCACCUGCUCCUGGACAAACUCGUGCAUGAAACACAACCGAACCAUGAAGAGUUUCGGGGAUUGGAGCGCGCGAAAGAGGCGAUGGUAGACGUGGCGCAGUACAUCAACGAGGUGAAGCGGGACAGCGAGGUACUGGCGCUACUGGCUAAGGUUCAGGAGAGCAUAAUAGACUGGGAGGCGGGCGCGCUGGGCGCGGGGGGCGCGGGGCUGGCGGCGUACGGCCGGCUGCUGCUGGACGGGGAGCUCAAGGUCAAGGCGCACGAGGACCAGAAGCUGCGCUCGCGAUACGUCUUCGUGUUCGACAAGCUCAUGCUGCUCUGCAAGCCCGUCAAGGUGAUCUACCCGACCGACAACCAGUACUCGUACCGCACGGGCAUCCGGCUGGCGGAGUACCGCGUGGAGGAGGGCGGCGGGCGGCGCGCGCUGCGCGGGGACGCGCGCUGGACGGCGCACUUCUACCUCGUGCGCCGCUCCAAGGACUCCACCUUCACGCUGUACGCGCGCACCGACGACUGCCGCCGGAAGUGGCUCAAGGCCAUCAAGGACGCCAUAGAUAACUUGGAGCCCCCCGGGUGCCGAAGCACGAACCACAAAUUCGUCUUGCACACGUUCCAGAAGCCCGCAACGUGUCACCACUGCUCCAAAUUUCUCAAGGGCAGAAUAUUCCAGGGCUACCUGUGCUCGGUGUGCAACGCGUGCGCGCACAAGGACUGCAUCGCGCUGUCGGGGCACUGCAGGGGCGGGCUGGCGCCGGCGCCGCCGCUGCCGCCGCACGCGCAUCAGCCCGACACCGCGCUGCACUACUACAUGUGGUACGUGGGCGAGAUGGGGCGCGAGACGGCGCGCGCGCGGCUGGAGCGGCGCGUGGACGGCACGUUCCUGCUGCGCGUGCGCCCGCGCGCCGUGCAGAGCCUGCCGCCGCCCUCGCACAACGACACGCACUACGCGCUCUCGCUCAAAACGGACAACACCGUGAAGCACAUGCGCGUGUGCCGCAAGCCCAUCGACCAGGUGCCGCACUACUUCCUCUCCGAGUCGCGGUUCUUCCGCAGCAUCGUGGAACUGAUCUCCUACUACGAGAAGACCAGCUUAUCUGAGAAUUUUGUCGGGUUAAACUCCAAUCUACGCUGGCCAUUCCGGCGAGUGGUGGCAACGGUCAUACAUGAUUUUCGUCCGCUGGAGGCAUCGCAAUUGGCGCUGCGUCCCGGAGCCAAGGUGCUCGUGCUCAGCAAAGAGGGGGACAGCCGCGGGUGGUGGAAGGGACGCACGCUCGACAAGGGUGACAACAGAUCCGGCUACUUCCCCAAGGAGUGCGUGCGCGAGGACCCCGAGUGCAUCGGCGCGCUGGACUGAUGUCAGCUGUGCGUCGCCGAGCGCGAGCGCGCCGCGCCCUCCGCGCCGCCCGCGCCCUGCGACCUGGACGAGCACGACCACGGCGACCUCGUGUGAGGCGCCUUCGACGUGGUGGCAGGGAGACGAGCGAGAUUCCGGCGUGACCGCUAUAUCACUGAGCCGAUAAUUUUCAGUAAUUUCAAAUCAUUCGUUACGUUUCAGGUGAAAAUAUUUUUCGCAAGAAACUACAAAUUACGUCUGCGACUACCUUUGUAAUGACGGCAUGUAUACGUAGAGGCGUAUAUUAAUUUAUUGUGUAAAUUGAUUUGAUAACUUAGACUCAAUCAUAUAAUAUAUUGAAAUUGAACCUUAAAGUGAAGUGCAAAUCUGUUUUGAUGAUAAAAUUUACGAAGUAUGAAAUGAACAAAACGAUGUAUGGAAUAAGUGUUACUUGUUGUGCUAAUAUGAUAAAAUGCUUUAAAUACUCGUGCUUUACAAUAUAGAAUUCUAUGUCGAAUGUACAAGGGACGAUUGUCCUUUAAUUUAUAAAGAAAUCUAUUUAAUAUUGCAUGUGCAAUAUAAGAAAUUUUAUGUAUGAAUCGCACGGUGGGAUUUUAGUGUGUAUGAAAUAUAUCUUAGCAAGGUGAUUGCUAUGAAAUGUUGUUGUUGAUGUUCUAGAACCGAGUCAAAUGUAUAUUUAUUUUUGUGAACUAUGUAAGUUAUUUUUUCAAGUCAUAGAUAAUACUUAGAUAGAUAUAAAAAAUGUUACAAUCAUAUCCUAUCAAUGCAAUUUCAAUGCACAUUUAAUUGCUUAUAAAUAAAUGGUAUGGAAACUUCUUCCUUAUUGUAGUUAAAUGUUAAAUUCGGAGUACUACGGAAUUGUAUGUCUACCAUAUUUUUACUAUAAAAUAACUGAAGUAUAAUAUUUGAUGUAUUAGAAAAUAUACAAAGCGAGUUUACUUGAUACGCAUAGUUUACGUCAUAGCGAUAUAAUACUACUUGUUAUAUGAUAAAAUCGUAUAGAAAUUGAAUAUGUGUAUAGCAAGAUAUGCACAAAUAAAUAGACUGUCUUAAUAUCUCAAGCAGUAAUCAAAUCGCUUAUUGGCAAGUAAGUGAUGCUAGGCACAAAAUGAAUUGUAACUAAACAAUUUAAUAUUGAGAAUAAGUGUAAGGAGUAAUUAUGUCAUUAAAAACCAUAUAAUUUUCUUUGGGAACUGUCAGAAAUUGGUAUUAAUCCGCGAACAACAUUUAUCAUUUAUUACUAUUGCAACUGACUAGUUAGUAAAUAAUAAAAAUGCGUUUACGCACAAUCUAAUCUAAAUAAGUAAACGAAACUAUUCAUAGUUAAAUAUUUCGAUACUGAAUUCUUAGUAUACAAGCUAAUGACAGAGUUAAUAGAGGUUUCCAAAGUGCCGCACAAAAACAUUUGAUCUAAAAUCACUAAGAUUGAUUGGUUUAUAGCUCUCUUCUAGGCCUUUUAUAUUUUUUUAAAUGACAUCUAAUUCAACUAUAUUCGAUGUUAGCAUUUUUUUAGUUUCUAUUUGUUACUUAAAGUUAAUUCGUUCCGUGCUCAAAAUUAUAUCUGACAUGUCGAACAAGAGAUAACUGCCAUUUUCUUUAUAAAACUUUUUUGUACAUGAGCUAAUUGAUUUAGUAUAAUACAUAAUAAUUUUGGUUGGAAUGGUACCGAUAAUGUUUUAAUUAAAUUAUUAUGAAGUGAGAAUGUGUGCCAAACUAAAAAGUGAAACAUACAUUUAAUUACAGAUUCAAUUAUAUAAUUAUAUUUAUAUUCAUUAAAAACUAAAUUUAACUGCAAUCAUUAUAUAAUUCCUAUUUAUUUUAAACUGUUAUUGAAAAAUAUAUAUUUUUUACUUUACGAUAUUCUAGAUGUCGCCCAUUACAGUAUUUUAGCUAUACAUUCCAAGACAAUUAAAAACUAAAUAUAACAUAAUAUUAAUUGAAAUAAAUAUUUACUGAUAAUAUUCAUCUUCUUAAUUGGUGUAUCUGUCUUUAUAUUGAUGAGUUUAAUUAUGUUACACAAUCUAUAUGAACAAA
Messenger RNA from Vanessa tameamea, 4653 nucleotides. It is a transcript of the gene Vav, whose product is annotated as protein vav. Gene Ontology annotation, cellular component: cytoplasm. The transcript has 16 exons. Gene Ontology annotation, biological process: cell migration; regulation of GTPase activity. Gene Ontology annotation, molecular function: guanyl-nucleotide exchange factor activity; protein binding. Lineage: Eukaryota; Metazoa; Arthropoda; Insecta; Lepidoptera; Nymphalidae. The coding region runs from base 166 to 2619 and encodes 817 amino acids. The record is from RefSeq and is a predicted model, not a curated record.